CAGAGCGGGGCUGGCAACAACUGGGCCAAGGGUCACUACACGGAGGGUGCGGAGCUGGUGGACUCGGUCCUGGAUGUCGUGCGGAAGGAGUGUGAAAACUGCGACUGCCUGCAGGGCUUCCAGCUGACCCACUCGCUGGGGGGUGGCACGGGCUCCGGCAUGGGCACGCUGCUCAUCAGCAAGGUGCGUGAGGAGUAUCCGGACCGCAUCAUGAACACCUUCAGCGUCGUGCCCUCGCCCAAGGUGUCAGACACAGUGGUGGAGCCCUACAAUGCCACGCUGUCCAUCCACCAGCUGGUGGAGAAUACGGAUGAGACCUACUGCAUCGACAACGAGGCACUCUACGACAUCUGCUUCCGCACCCUCAAGCUGGCCACACCCACCUACGGGGACCUCAACCACCUGGUGUCAGCCACCAUGAGCGGGGUCACCACCUCCUUGCGCUUCCCUGGCCAGCUCAACGCUGACCUGCGCAAGCUGGCCGUCAACAUGGUGCCCUUCCCCCGUCUGCACUUCUUCAUGCCCUUCGCUCCCCUCACAGCCCGGGGCAGCCAGCAGUACCGGGCCCUGACCGUGCCCGAGCUCACCCAGCAGAUGUUUGAUGCCAAGAACAUGAUGGCUGCCUGCGACCCGCGCCACGGCCGCUACCUGACGGUGGCCACUGUGUUCCGGGGCCGCAUGUCCAUGAAGGAGGUGGACGAGCAGAUGCUGGCCAUCCAGAGCAAGAACAGCAGCUACUUCGUGGAGUGGAUCCCCAACAACGUGAAGGUGGCUGUGUGCGACAUCCCGCCCCGCGGCCUCAAGAUGUCUUCCACCUUCAUCGGGAACAGCACGGCCAUCCAGGAGCUGUUCAAGCGCAUCUCCGAGCAGUUCACGGCCAUGUUCCGGCGCAAGGCCUUCCUGCACUGGUACACGGGAGGCAUGGACGAGAUGGAGUUCACCGAGGCCGAGAGCAACAUGAACGACCUGGUGUCCGAGUACCAGCAGUACCAGGACGCCACGGCCGAGGAGGAGGGCGAGAUGUACGAAGACGACGAGGAGGAGUCGGAGGCCCAGGGCCCCAAGUGAAGCUGCUUGCAGCUGGAGUGAGGGGCAGGUGGCAGCCGGGGCCAAGGUCAGCAGUGUCUGACCCCCAGAGCCAUCUUGCUGCCGACACUGUGCCCUGCUUUCCCCCUUGCCCUAGGUCUCCCUUGCCACCCUCC
This is a messenger RNA of Rhinopithecus roxellana (golden snub-nosed monkey), 1202 nucleotides long. RefSeq names its product tubulin beta-3 chain-like. The record is from RefSeq and is a predicted model, not a curated record. Gene Ontology annotation, molecular function: GTP binding; structural constituent of cytoskeleton; GTPase activity. Gene Ontology annotation, biological process: mitotic cell cycle; axon guidance; microtubule cytoskeleton organization. Lineage: Eukaryota; Metazoa; Chordata; Mammalia; Primates; Cercopithecidae. Gene Ontology annotation, cellular component: microtubule; cytoplasm.